Messenger RNA from Stomoxys calcitrans (stable fly), 4494 nucleotides. RefSeq names its product Krueppel-like factor luna. NCBI's taxonomy places the organism in Eukaryota, Metazoa, Arthropoda, Insecta, Diptera, Muscidae. The coding region runs from base 2331 to 4193 and encodes 620 amino acids. Gene Ontology annotation, biological process: regulation of transcription by RNA polymerase II. Gene Ontology annotation, molecular function: DNA-binding transcription factor activity, RNA polymerase II-specific; RNA polymerase II cis-regulatory region sequence-specific DNA binding. The transcript has 5 exons. The record is from RefSeq and is a predicted model, not a curated record.
UUUUUUUAAACGCCGGCGAAUGCACACGUUCCGACGCGGACGGUUGUUUUUGUGUUUCUGUCUUAAUUAGUGAAUUGCGAAUUGCAUUGAACAAACAAAAAAAAAAUAUGUUUUUGUGAAACAACAAAGAUAAACAUAAAAAAAUCAGAGAAACCAAGAAAUUCCCAACAGAAUUUUGAUGAGUGAAAGAAUUAUAUCCUAAAAGUUUUUGUGGCUCUCUACUCUGCAGUGGAAAAUGUUUAUGCCGGCUAGCAUGCAACAUAAUCGUGGAGUCGUCGUGCUAUGUUGUUAAUGUCGUUGUUGUGUCGUCGUUUCUUUGCUGUUCACUCAGACAAAAUAGCAAAAGCAAUAACAACAGCAAAUGUUUUAUUAAUCAAACAUUCUCCAAAAUAAUCAACUAAUCUAACUACCCCUCUAGAGCCAUAAAAAAAAUGUUUUAAAUUAUAAAACACACCGACAACAACAAAAACCUUAAAAAAUAUAAACAAAACCCAAAACAGUGUUGGCACCAAACCUGUUCGUCGUUCACCAAAACAAAUAGUCGAGAAACGCGUAUCUCCAGACAUUCGCCCGACCGCCCGCCCGCCCGAUCGAUCGAAAACGUGUGUUUGUAUAAGAGUGUGCCUCAGUGCCAGUGUGUGUUCGUUUAUGUUGAGGGGGCUUAGAUGGCAUGGCGUUCAAAGAAUCAUUUGUGCAUAUGAAUUUCAAAGCAUAACGGACUGCUAGGCCUAGGAGAGACUGUGGGGAAAAUACCAGCAGACGUGGAGGUAGCACCAUUCUACACCCCCCCCCCCCACCAAAAACUUGGUCUUCAGACAACAGCUCCAGCAGCUGGAGAGUUUUCACGUCGUCACGUCAGCAUAAACGAUAGUCAACAUAACAUUUUCGUGUAUCUGUGUGUAGGUGUGUGAGUGUUGGCCAACACUAGUCGAAUUUCGUUUGUUGUUUACAUUGUGUCUUUCUUUUGUGUUCAACGCGCACUUGUUUAUGUUUCGCUCUUCCUUCCUGGCCACCAAAAACGGAAGCAAAACAUUUAAAAAGAGUGCAAAUUCUAUUUUGGAAUAAUCAUCGUUGGUCGCCCGCCACUUAUCAGUGUUUGCCGAAUCAAUUGUGAAUGCCAAACGUCGCUUCUGUCGCAGCGCAGCCAUGAAUUUAGCAAUAACAACAAUAAAAAAGUACACGAAAACAAAUAAAAGAAAUUUCGCAUAAAACCAAACCAAAGGAAGAAAAUAAGAAAGCCAUUUUCCCCAAACCCGUGCCCCCCUCGUCUGUCUGUCUGGCGCAUUUCAUGCGAUUGUUUUACGUGUGUUCUCUUUUGUUACUGCCAUACGACGUCACUACUCGAGUAAAACGGAGUUGUAUCUGUGUGUUCUUGUGUGCAUCAUCUUUUGGCUUAGUUUAACUCCAAAUCACGGCAAUAGUCAGAUAAAAGAAAAACAAAAAAAAAAAAAAAAGAAAUUCUGAAUGCAAAGUGUUCUCUUUCUUUCGCGCUCUGCAAUUCGCUACCCCUACCUCUCUUUAGCAUUUAAAUUGGCAUAAAGGAAAUGUUUAAUAUCAUCAAUUAAUAACAGCAAGAAAGUACAAAGUGCAAGUCAACAAUCAAAUGAAUGAAUAAACCUUGAAAAGAGGAGAGAGUAAAGGCAAUUUGCGAUAAUCUCUUGAAGUAUCUCUGUCAGAUAUCAGCUGUCAGGCAUCAUUCGUAUCAGCAUCAACAACAACAACAACAAACCAAGUGAACAACACCAACAAUUACCAUAAAAAAAUUAUAAAGUGCUUGCAUAAAUAAAAAAAUUAAAAAAUGUUUAAAUAAGAAAUAAAUAGGAAAUAUUUUGUGUUCUCCUGUGGGCGAAGCCAGAGAAAAGACGGUUGUGAGGAGUGUUUUUAAAAUUAGAAGCAAUUCGUUUGGUUCGUUCACUCGCUCACUCACACACUCACCCACUCUCACUUACUCUGUUCUAUUCUAACUGCACCAGACCAUUUAGUAAAGGAUUAUUAAUAGCCUCCCACCCUCCCACUACUCACAGCCAUUACAUGCCACAGAUCAUCGGCUACAAGAUUCCAGAUUUUGGUGUUAAAAUUUAUUAUUGAAAAAAGAAAAGAGUUUUUGAUAAAAGUGUAAAAAAAAGAGUUUAGUUUUAAUUUUUUUUUUCGGUGAAAAGCAUAAGGCACUUAACCUCCUUGGGCCUUUUGAAAAUCUAUAGAGAGCAAAAAUUGUUGCUAGCAUCAGCAUUUAUGUACGCAAUUUAAGUCGAUUGUCAAGUGUUUUUUUUGUAUUUGCAACAAAAACGAAAUAAAAAUUCACCAUCACGGAGUCCUGGGAUUUACAUAGUAUGGACCUCAAUAUGGAUAUAUUACCGAGCGGGAAUAUUUUCAGCGAAUUGGAACGCAUCUGCACCACAGGCUAUUUCUCAUCGCAACCUUCUAUUGAGGAUCAAUGGCAACAGACCUGCUAUGAACUGGAGCGAUAUCUGCGUGAUGAACCUAAGCUGCAGUCGUACAAGAAGCUGCACAGUGAGAUUGAUUCAUGGGAAAUCUUUUCGGCACCUGCUCGCAUUUUGGAGGAACUGAAGAUAAAGGAGCAGCACUUGGAUUCCAUUUCCACCACCUCAUCGGUGUCGUCACACUGCUCCGGUAUGUCGUGGGACAGUACUGGCUCGCAGUCGCUGAGCUGUUCGGUGGUGGUGAAGAAGGAACGCAUCGACGAUGAUGACGAGGAAGAGGCUCUGAAUUCCGAUAAUGGCGAGGAGAAAAUGAUGCUGGGCCAAUUGCCGCCCUCGAGUGAAUUAACCCAAUCUGCGUUGCAAGCCCUGAGUACGGCCCACAUGGUGAGUAGUAGUACGGGGUGCUCGACAACCAACGCAACGGCUACCGCAGUCAUGCAACAAUGUCCGCUGACGGAAAAGGCCAUCAAGCUGAGGGUCUUGGCCACCAAGCAUGGCGGAGGCCUGAGUCCCCAAAUUGUUAGUCAUAACAACAAUCAUGAUUAUGCAUUGCCCACCCUGACGCCUCCCUCCUCCCCGGAAUCGAUACGUACGAAUAUCUCCUCCACCAGCUGCCAAACUGCACAUAUCGAUGCCAGUGAACUCGCCGCUCUCAUUCAGCAGCAACAGAAGCAACAACGCCAGCAAUCGCAACAGCAACAGCAGCAGCAACAAACACAUGUGCCACCUACAACUGCCAUCUUACGUUUUCCUUCAAAUCCCACUGCAAGCACUACAGUUCCUCUGCUACAACAGCAGCCACAGCACCAGCAGCAGCAGCAACAACAACAACCACAACAACAGCAGCAGCAGUCACAUAAUGUACAACAGCAGCAGCAGCAGAAGCAAAAGCAGCAACAGUCAAACUCUAACACAUCACCGCAUUCACAACCAGCCCUUGUAACAAGUGCCAAUGGAGCCGUAUCCCACCAUCACUUGACCCUGCAGACCGCCAGCGCCACCACCAGUAGCGAUACGCAAACGGUCAACUCUCAGCUCGCCCACAGUAAUUCCACGAACCCGAACACCAGCAACAUUCCACGCAGCACCAUUGUCCGGCUAACGACGGGCACUGGUCAAAAGGGUGGCGGCAUCAGUUUGGCCCGUGUCAUUCAAAUGCAGGGCGGCAGCAGUGGGAACUUAUCGGCAGCCGCAGCAGCCCUACUCAAUACAGCGCAGGCGGCAGCGGCCGCUGCUGCAGCUGCAGCCGCCAAUGGCACAGUGUCGGCGGUGGGGAAUACGAAUACACUAACAGCGGCUCAGAUAACUCAGCGCGGUACACAGUUGCAGAAUCCCCAAGUGACAGCACUGACCACAAAACCUCAUCAACGUCAACAACAGCAGCAUCACCUCCAACAACAGCAGCAGCAACCAACAGCCUCACAUCAACAGCAACCACAAGAGCAACAACAACUCCUGCUACAGCACGAACACAGUCCCGACGCCAAACGCCGGAUACACAAGUGUCAGUUUAUGGGUUGCAAGAAGGUCUACACAAAAAGCUCCCACUUAAAGGCCCACCAAAGGACCCACACCGGCGAGAAACCAUACAAGUGUUCAUGGGAAGGAUGCGAAUGGCGAUUUGCACGCAGCGACGAAUUGACGCGCCACUAUCGCAAGCAUACAGGUGCCAAACCCUUCAAAUGUCGUAAUUGUGAUCGUUGCUUUUCGCGCUCAGACCACUUGGCGUUACACAUGAAACGUCACAUGUAGAGUGUCAUACAUUGGGCAAACUUGAGAUGCACCAGCAGCAACGUUAGGCAAUACACGCUCACCGCUUAGGGCGAAACGACGUUUAAAGCUGUCACCAAAACGCAUGACAACAAAUCAAAGCAGUGCAAAAUUCCUGGAAAUUUAUAAAACUGUUAAGUCUUAAGUUAAAUGUUAAGAAGAUGUUUUUCGUUUUUUUUUCGAUUGGUGGGGGGGGAGCAUACAUGUGUAAGACACACAACUGAAGCGGUGUACACAACAACAAUCAACCAACCAGCCUCCCCCAUUUAAAUCAAUGUAAGAA